Molecule: messenger RNA, 2563 nt
Organism: Armigeres subalbatus
Lineage: Eukaryota; Metazoa; Arthropoda; Insecta; Diptera; Culicidae
Product: forkhead box protein L2-like
Exons: 10
Coding region: 778-1881 (367 amino acids)
Biological process (GO): anatomical structure morphogenesis; regulation of transcription by RNA polymerase II; cell differentiation
Molecular function (GO): RNA polymerase II cis-regulatory region sequence-specific DNA binding; DNA-binding transcription factor activity, RNA polymerase II-specific
Source: RefSeq, a predicted model, not a curated record
CCUCGGACGGAACGGAGCGCGAUAUUCAUUCGCGGAGUAAAAGCGAAAAAGUAAACUCCUCGCCGCGUUAGUGCGCCAGCAAUUUUCGUUUAGUAAACACAUGCCCCGGUUGGGCUCGAGAGUUUUGCUUUCGGUGGUUGGUUUUGGCCGAUUUGAAACACAAUAAGCGUGAAGAAACAAAUAAGCAAGCAUCAGUCGGUAGUGGAAAGCUGGUCCUGUUGGCUGAGUGGAGCUGAGCAACGAUACGGUUCGCAUCUUGGACGGGGUGUAGCCAAAGUACUGGCUGCAAACAUUAAACAUCUCGAGUUGUUGUAAACCUUCUCCACGGCGGGACGAAAGGUUCCUCUCCUGGGGAUUUCGUAAAUAUUGAACCACUUGGAUGAUAAUAUUUACUAGGCUCCGAUAUUUACUACUUGCAACCAGCAAAACACAUAUUCAGGUGGAUUAUCAAAGGCGUGGAGGUGUUUGGAAAAUAUUGCCGCAGAAGAAAAACAUUUUCCUUAAUAGUUCUGAUAGUUGUUACGGUGUGCACGGGAGUAGCGUGAAUGUUUUGGAAAAAAGUUUAUUAACAAACUCAGCGCAAUAAUAAAGUGAAGGGAAGUUAUUAUCGUAAUCAAAGGAAUAGUGUUUAGAUAACAGUGUGUUUGUGACAUAAGAAAUAGUUAGCAAAAUCGGAAGUGAAGCUACUAUUGACAGUGACCAAUAACGAGGAUUAUUAUUUAGGACGGCCUGUUCUAGAAAAUUUCAAAAAUUCUCAUCGGAAGUGAAAUUGACUACAUGUUGGCGACAACGGCCGCCAACAACGACAUGGCGCCUCCCGACGGGCACAUGCAGUACGACACAAAAUGGUCCACCAUGAACUUGAUAAACCUGCCAAAAAUUAAACAAGAAUCCUUCAACGGUCUCAGUCACUUAGGUGAGCAUGAACUUGUAGCACUGCCAGCGUACGAUCAAGUAAAAUCUCCCGGACCGCCACAGCUGCCCACCGUGAUCGAUAGGGUGCACGAGGAUGCGGAAAAUACGGAUGUGACCGCCAAUGGAGUGCCGACAAUCACCACAACCAUCAAAUCCGAUGAAAUCACAGUCAACGGCACACUGGUGGGUGAUGACAGGAGUACAACCAAUAGUUCGGAAAGCCCCACAGGUGGACAUAGAAAUUCAAACACCAAACCACCAUACAGCUACGUAGCUCUAAUAGCGAUGGCCAUUCAGAACUCCGCAAUGAAGCGAGCAACUCUGAGUGAAAUCUACGGCUACAUAACGUCACGCUUUCCGUACUUUGAGAAGAACAAAAAAGGCUGGCAGAACUCGAUCCGGCAUAAUCUGAGCCUGAACGAGUGCUUCGUAAAAAUACCCCGCGAAGGUGGAGGCGAACGCAAAGGGAACUAUUGGACUCUGGAUCCACAGUACGAGGACAUGUUCGAGAACGGAAACUACAAACGGCGGAGGCGAAUGAAGCGACCGUACCGGACGGGUCACUACUCCAAGAUGUUCGGCGACUCGUACAUGACCAAUCCGGGUAAUUUCGGCCGGCCGGUGUUCGCGCAAAGUCCCUACCAGUAUCCGCGGUACGAUACUGGGACGUCAUGGAUGCAGGCCCCCCAACUGAGUUCGUACACGCCGUGCUCAACCAGGUCCAAUUACUCAUACUCGACACCGCUGCAACAGCCGGUGCAACCUGUGACCAUUAACAGCUACGGCACGUUAUCGAAUAACUUAGUUUCGGGCAGCACACCUCCUCCGUGUCCGCGAAGAUUUGAAACCUAUUACUCUCCAUGGGAUACGGCAAUACUCCCAGUGGUGAAGGAGGAAAUUCCCAACCAGAUGAGCGUAACGUCCACCCAGCAGAACUACCAGAAAAGCUACCUUCAGCAACCCUAACAAAGACAAAACCUGCUGGCAACGUUGCCACGGUUGUCAACAUUGCUGCUACGAAAAACGCCACCCGACUGGACAACUCCAGCUCAGCUGCGUUCAUUUCAAUGUUCUACAUGUGGCAGACAACUCAGUCAAUAUUUCUGCUGUUGUAAGUUAAAAAGGGAAUGAUUUGUACUGAUCUAGAGAUUGGUGGUGCUUUUGUAAUAGAAUUUCACAAAACAUCUCAAGCCAAAGCUAUAUUUAAACCGUUAGUCUGCGAAAAUGCUACAGCAUUUUUUCUAUAUAAAAUAUGUUUUUGGUGAGGUCGUGCAUUAAAAUCUUGGCCAAAAUUUACCGUGUACAAAAAUAACAACCGCGAGAGAUGAUGAAUGACUUUUGUAAAAAAUACUGUAAGUUAUUGAUAAGACAGUUAUUUGGGAUCUCUAGUGUUAGGUCACAGAUGAGCAUUUGUAAGCAAAAAAUUGAUCAAACCCGAAGAAGGCUAUAUAAAUAUAAAUUAUUUAUUCAGUGGAGUAAAUGUUCGAUUAGUGUAAAAUAGAAUUACACAUGAUGUGGGCACCUUAAAUUCCUACAACUAUGUUUGGUAAAUUGAUGUAAAUGAUAAAAUUUCCGUCCAAACAGAUUUGUCAUGUAAAACUCAUUGCAAUUGACGUAUAUAACAAAUAAAAAAUCAGUGAAACUCAAA